UAUACUAUAAAAUUAACGCUAAAGGUUACAUCUAAGGUUACAUUUUUAAACAUUUCGUGUCAGGAAAGACUCAUCUGGUCGCGAGAGGCUUGUGUUUAUAUAGUUUAAGCGGAGGGAUAUUUCGAAACGCACUGCGGUCCACACUCUCACCCACUCCUCCCGUGUACUCCUCCGCUGUCUGCUGUCUCUGAGUGGCUGUGCUUUUAGUUAGUUUCACUCAGGUAACAGAGCACCGAGUACCUUCACGUCACCCUGAAUUUUGAAUUAACUUUCGCUAAAAUAGUAACAUGAUAAAAGCCAUACUGAUAUUCAACAACCAUGGAAAACCCAGGCUUUCGAAAUUUUACGAGCAUUACACUGAAGACACUGAACAGCAGAUCAUCAGAGAAACGUUUCAUCUGGUAUCUAAGCGGGACGAGAACAUCUGCAAUUUCCUUGAGGGUGGAAUGUUGAUUGGUGGUUCAGACAACAAGCUGAUCUACAGACACUAUGCCACACUGUACUUCGUGUUCUGCGUAGACUCUUCAGAGAGUGAACUUGGCAUUCUAGAUUUAAUUCAGGUGUUGGUGGAAACACUGGACAAAUGUUUUGAGAAUGUCUGUGAGCUUGACCUCAUUUUCCAUGUUGACAAGGUCCACCAUAUCCUGUCUGAAAUGGUGAUGGGUGGCAUGGUCCUAGAGACCAACAUGAAUGAGAUCAUUACACAAGUAGACGCCCAAAACAAAAUAGAGAAGUCUGAGGCUGGCAUCGCAGGGGCUCCUGCACGUGCUGUAUCAGCUGUAAAGAACAUGAACCUGCCUGAAAUGCCCAAGAACAUCAACAUCGGAGACAUCAGCAUAAAAGUGCCAAACUUGCCAUCUUUUAAAUAGCAGAAAUCGAUAGGAUGGACAGAUGUAUAGAAGUAUGAAAUACGUUUACCAAUCACAAAGUGAAUAUUUUGUUUCAGAGGCUAUGAAGGUACUGUGUGAUUUGCUGUCGUGUUGUUCCUGGUGUUUGAAUGCAACGUGUGUCUUUUUUAUUCUAUGGACAUGAAGUAUUUAUUUAUUACAUUCCAUUGGCCUCUCUAAAGGUGUACCCCUACUGUCUGGGUACUACAGUAUUUGAGGAUCCUAUCUUUAUAAUGCUUUGUAAAUCAGAUGGAAAAUAUACUGUUAUGGGAUUAUCCAAAUAAUGCUGUAUUAUGCUUAAAUUAUAUUCCUGGUAUUAUUCUCUAUGUAAUCAGAGUAUUUUGUAUAUAAUUUAUCUUUUCUUACUCAAGCAGUUUUAUUUUAAUCAGUGCAUGUGAGUGUCUUUUCAAAAAAUAAAUAUAUUGCACCAGUUUU
Molecule: messenger RNA, 1322 nt
Organism: Trichomycterus rosablanca
Lineage: Eukaryota; Metazoa; Chordata; Actinopteri; Siluriformes; Trichomycteridae
Product: AP-3 complex subunit sigma-1
Exons: 6
Coding region: 288-869 (193 amino acids)
Biological process (GO): intracellular protein transport; Golgi to vacuole transport
Cellular component (GO): membrane coat; AP-3 adaptor complex; intracellular membrane-bounded organelle
Source: RefSeq, a predicted model, not a curated record